Molecule: messenger RNA, 1215 nt
Organism: Penicillium cosmopolitanum
Lineage: Eukaryota; Fungi; Ascomycota; Eurotiomycetes; Eurotiales; Aspergillaceae
Gene: rpL3
Product: 60S ribosomal protein uL3
Exons: 6
Coding region: 1-1215 (404 amino acids)
Biological process (GO): ribosomal large subunit assembly; translation
Cellular component (GO): ribosome; cytosolic large ribosomal subunit
Molecular function (GO): structural constituent of ribosome; RNA binding
Source: RefSeq, a predicted model, not a curated record
AUGGAAAACUGGGGACUCGGACCAGUUGUGGUCAAGAUGAGUCACCGGAAGUUCGAAGCGCCUCGCCACGGCUCUCUGGCCUACCUCCCCCGCAAGCGCGCUGCCCGCCACCGCGGAAAGGUUAAGAGCUUCCCCAAGGAUGACGCCAAGAAGCCCGUCCACCUGACUGCCUCCAUGGGCUACAAGGCCGGUAUGACCACCAUCGUCCGUGACCUUGACCGUCCCGGUGCCAAGAUGCACAAGAAGGAGGUUGUCGAGGCCGCUACCGUCAUCGAGACCCCUCCUCUCGUUGCCGUCGGUGUUGUCGGUUACAUCGAGACUCCCCGUGGUCUCCGCUCUCUCACCACCGUCUGGGCUGAGCACCUGAGCGACGAGGUCAAGCGCCGCUUCUACAAGAACUGGUACAAGUCCAAGAAGAAGGCCUUCACCAAGUACACCAAGCAGCACGCCGACAACAGCGGUGCCGCUGUCUCCCGCGAGCUUGAGCGCAUCAAGAAGUACUGCACUGUCGUCCGUGUCCUCGCCCACACCCAGAUCCGCCAGACCCCCAUCAAGCAGAAGAAGGCCCACCUUAUGGAGAUCCAGGUCAACGGUGGCUCCAUCGCCGACAAGGUCGACUUCUCCCGCAACCUGUUCGAGAAGACCAUCGACAUCGACUCUAUCUUCGAGAAGGACGAGAUGAUCGACGUCAUUGCCGUCACCAAGGGUCACGGUUUCUCCGGUGUCACCUCCCGUUGGGGUACCACCAAGCUGCCCCGCAAGACUCACAAGGGUCUGCGUAAGGUCGCCUGUAUUGGUGCUUGGCACCCUAACCACGUCCAGUGGACUGUUGCCCGUGCCGGUCAGGACGGUUACCACCACCGUACCUCUUGCAACCACAAGGUCUUCCGUAUCGGCAAGGGCUCCGAUGAGGGCAACGCCUCCACCGAGUUCGAUAUCUCCAAGAAGCAGAUCACUCCUCUUGGUGGUUUCGUCCACUACGGUGAGGUCAAGAACGACUACGUCCUGCUCAAGGGCUCUGUUCCCGGUGUCAAGAAGCGCGUCAUGACCCUGCGCAAGACUCUGUACCCCCAGACCAGCCGCCGCGCUACCGAGAAGGUCGACCUCAAGUGGAUCGAUACCUCCUCCAAGUUCGGUCACGGUGCUUUCCAGACCGCCGAGGAGAAGCGUGCUUUCCUGGGUACCCUCAAGAAGGACCUUAUCCAGACCGUUUAA